AUGGGGUACUUUCCGGAAGUUAUUGACAUUUACUUUGAGAAUGUUGGGGGAAAGAUGCUUGAUGCAGUGCUACUCAACAUAAGAGCCCAUGGUCGCAUUGCUGCUUGUGGCCUGAUCUCACAGUACAACCUUGACAAGCCUGAAGGUGUGCACAAUUUAAUGCACCUGAUUUACAAACGGAUUCGAAUGGAAGGAUUCGUGGUUUUUGAUUACUUUCACCUCUACCCAAAGUUUCUGGAGUUUGUUCUGCCUCAGAUUGCUGAAGGGAAGAUUGCAUAUUUGGAAGAUAUAGCUGAAGGCCUCAAGAGUGGCCCGUCAGCACUUGUUGGGCUAUUUUCUGGUCUCAAUGUUGGCAAACAGGUAGUUUUAGUUGCUCAAGAAUGAUUGACUUCAUGACCAAAAGAUUUAGGUCCCUUGGAAGCUUUCUAUAGCAAAUAAAUCUUGUACUUCUAUACCUUUUAAAGAAGUGUUCAGGUAUCAGCGUUCAUCAGGAAGUGUGUUUCCUAAAAAGAUGUUUUGCCCCUGAAGUCAUGGAUUUCUUUCCCCAGAUAGAUGUUUGUCAUUGUUUUUCCUAAAUAAAUUUUGUCAUUGAGGUCACGA
This is a messenger RNA of Quercus lobata, 600 nucleotides long. RefSeq names its product 2-alkenal reductase (NADP(+)-dependent)-like. Gene Ontology annotation, molecular function: 2-alkenal reductase [NAD(P)H] activity. Lineage: Eukaryota; Viridiplantae; Streptophyta; Magnoliopsida; Fagales; Fagaceae. The coding region runs from base 1 to 384 and encodes 127 amino acids. The record is from RefSeq and is a predicted model, not a curated record. The transcript is spliced from 2 exons.